Molecule: messenger RNA, 1692 nt
Organism: Pelobates fuscus (common spadefoot toad)
Lineage: Eukaryota; Metazoa; Chordata; Amphibia; Anura; Pelobatidae
Product: enoyl-CoA delta isomerase 2-like
Exons: 10
Coding region: 99-1295 (398 amino acids)
Cellular component (GO): peroxisome; mitochondrion
Molecular function (GO): fatty-acyl-CoA binding; delta(3)-delta(2)-enoyl-CoA isomerase activity
Source: RefSeq, a predicted model, not a curated record
AUCCAUUUGAAGAGCCUUUGUCAGUGGCCAUGAGUGUGAGAGAUUCGCUGGUUAGUCCUCUAAGAGCAGCCUGUCUCAGAGGACGCCUUUUGUAACCCAUGGCUGCUUCCUUGUUCUGUGUACAGAGGUGCGGGUGGAUCUCAUUGCCCAGGGCGAUCAGUAGAACAAGAAACUGGAGGACUCUAACAGCUUUUCAUUUGCACACCACUUCUGGAAAAAUGCAGUCAAGUCAGGAAAACUUUGAAAAAGCGCAAAGCAGUCUGAAAUUGUUAAAAAAUGAUCCUGGCAACGAUGUCAAGCUGAAGCUGUAUGCAUUGUUCAAACAGGCGACACACGGUCCUUGUAAUACUCCUAAACCAGGUAUGUUGGACUUCGUGAACAAAGCCAAAUGGGAUGCAUGGAAGUCUUUAGGAACCGUAAGCAAGGAAAAUGCCAGGCAAUCCUAUAUUGAUGUUGUUUCCAGUCUGGUAUCUUCUGAAUCCUCUACAAAUGAUAAAACAUUGCCCGGCACUGGUCGUCAGAAAUUUGAAACACUCCAGGUUUUACAUGAAGACAAUAUGACUAAAAUAAUUUUAAACCGGCCUGAAAAGAAAAAUGCCAUUACUCUACUGAUGUAUAAGGAAAUUGGCCAGGCCUUAGAAGAAGCUGGAAAAGAUGAAUCUACUAUAACUGUCUUAACGGGACGUGGUGAUUAUUUCUGCAGUGGCAAUGAUUUAAACAACUUUGCUAGUAUUCCUCCAGAGGGAAAAGAAAAGAUGGCUAGCGAUGCAGCUGUGAUUCUUGAGGCGUUUAUCAGUAAAAUCAUUGAUUUCCCUAAGCCUCUCAUCGGCGUAAUAAAUGGGCCAGCAGUUGGGAUCUCCGUGACAAUCUUGGGUUUGUUUGACAUUGUAUAUGCCACAGACAGGGCUACUUUUCAUACACCUUUUAGUCAAUUAGGACAAAGUCCAGAAGGCUGUUCUUCGUACACAUUCCCACGUAUAAUGGGUUUAGCCAAGGCUACGGAAAUGCUGCUUUUCAACAAACUUCUAACUGCAAAAACCGCUUGCGAUGUGGGCUUGGUUACUGAGGUUUUCCCUGAUGGCACUUUCCAGCGUGAAGUUUGGACAAGGCUGCAAGCAUAUGCUAAGCUCCCGAAAAAUUCUUUAGCUUAUUCCAAGCAACUGAUUCGUGAGAUUGAAAAAGAGAAGCUUCAUGCUGUGAAUAUUCAGGAAUGUGAACGUCUUAAGGAACGCUGGCUAUCAGAAGAAUGCAUGAAUGCAAUUAUUAGCUUCUUUCAAAGUAAAGCAAAGCUGUGACAUGUUGGUUUUAAAUUGUAUUAAAUAAUUACCUGCUACUACUUAUAUAACUAAUUACAAUAAAGUUAAUGUAAAAAAAUAUCCAGAAAUUGCAUUGGAUGUUGGUUUUGGGAAUUAUUCUUUUGGGUUUAAAGGAUUACUAAAGUGAGAAAUUCAAACUGGAGAUUCCAGCUCAGCUACGUUUGGCCUUAAAUUUGAAGUUUACUUUGAAUCCUCUUUGGAUUCCUGACCGUUUUCUCUUUAGUAAAUAACACUGAAAGGGUAAAUACCCUUGCUGUGACUAUAUCCAAGUUAGAGAAAGAUUUGCUAAAAUGUGAAUUGUGGGAAAUCACAGACUUAAAGAUCCAUUAUAUACACCAAAACCACGUCAUUUGUUUAAUAAAAAGGAACUUUAGUU